AUGCUGCGCGUCUUUGGCCGGCGGCUGCGCCUCGCGGCGCCCCCCGCCGGUACUCCCGCCCCGAUGGUCUGCCCGCUGGACCUCGCUCUCACCGGAACCGCGUGGGCUCGCUUUCUGAACGAGCUGCUCACGUGCGGGCUCCUCGACGCGGCCCCCUUCUCCUCUUCGGCUGCACUACAGCUGGCGAUCGACCGCCUCGAUGUGUCGCCAGCGGCGCUGGAGGUGAAAGAGCCCGAUCUCCUCCCGGUGGGGGGCCUCGCCGCCGCGGCCGCGCUGGCGGGGGAUGCUGCUCAUGCGCAGCGCGGGGCGCCUCGCCGAGCCAGCGCCGCGGCGUCUGCGGCGAGGCCGGCGGCGGCUGCGCGCGCGGCCCUCGCGCCAUGCCUCGCCCCGCUGGCCUGCACCCCGCUCUCCACCCUAGAGGUCGAGGGGGACGCGCCGUGGACCGUGAUCGCCUACCUCUCCGGCAUGCUCGGCCCCUGCUUUGGGCAGGCCGAGCGCGAUCGCGCGGGGUCGCAGGUGCAGCUCGGCGCCCACCUUCUCGCCAGCGGCUGCAUCUCCGCGUACGGCCUCCCCCCGAGUGCUAACCCGCAACUACUGGCGAGCUAUUUUAAGGACUACGUGCUCGCGCUGGAGGGCGCGCUGCCCCCUUCGCUCUGCGCCCCCAACGCUGCGGGGCCGCAGUGGCUGGAGGAGGCGCGCGAUGCGGCGACCUACUUGCGCGACGACGCUGGCCGCCGCAGCGUCGAGGAUAAGCGCCUCUACCUGCUCGCCCCCGGCGCCCCGCUCCUGUUCUCAGUCCUCAGCGACGUCCGGCGGGGGGGGGAAGCGCGCGACCUCGUGUUCGCCCUCGCCACCGCGCUCCUGCCGGACGCGCGCAUGAGUGCGCCCACCACGCCGCUUGCCACCGCCGUGCGGCGCGUGGAGGCCUCGCUUGCCCCGAGGCAGGCUGUCUUGGCCGCUGCCUCUGCCAACGGCGCGUCCCCGCAGUCCGUGGUGGCCGCGCUGGUCGAACAUGCCGCCUCGCUGCGCCCACCGAGUGCGGUGGCUGCAGCAGACACGGCCCCUUCUCGCUCGGGCGCCUACGGAGGUGACGGGGGAGGCGGGCUGGCUUUUGGCAGCCUGGACGCGGAGUUCUCCAGCGCCCCGUUCGUGGACUUCGAGCGCACCAUCCUCAGCUCGCCGUGCCACACGCCGGACGAGCGCGCCGGCAUCUUCGACCUCGCGCUGGCUGGCACUUUGCGAUCCACUUUGCGCAUCCUCGUGAACGCCCCUUCGGCCGCCGCCCUCUCGCGGCGUCGCCCCUGCCUGGGCAAGCUCGCCGAGCUGCGCCCGUUCCUGCCAGAGUACCUCGCCUCGGCGGUCCUACGCCUCUACUACAGUAGCCACUGCCACCGUAAACGUCCACGACGCGAUCUUUGGAACCUCGACGCGCACCCCGCCCUUUUGGGUCGCUUCCUCAAGUUUGACCUCGACACGGACUGGUAUGGAUCCCCCGACGACCCCGGACUGCUCUACUUCCUGUCGUCGGUGGAGACGAGGCGGAUCGGCUGGCGGAACCACGCCGUCGACCCCGCGGACCAUUUCUGCAAGCCGUGGCUGUACUCCAGUUGA
This is a messenger RNA of Emiliania huxleyi CCMP1516, 1611 nucleotides long. RefSeq lists its product as hypothetical. NCBI's taxonomy places the organism in Eukaryota, Haptophyta, Isochrysidales, Noelaerhabdaceae. The record is from RefSeq and is a predicted model, not a curated record. Bases 1 to 1611 code for a protein of 536 amino acids. The transcript has a single exon.